UACCAGAAUGCUGUGUUGCUAAUACAUUGGAUUGAAUCGGAGGAAAAUUGCUAAAAUCCCCGUGUGGAGCGUGGUGCACACAAUUUUAUGCGCUGCUUCAACCGACCUGAUUGAGCUCAAAAAUGCGAAUGGAAAGCAAUGGCGGUAACAGCGGUGGCACAUCGCCAAAACGUAGAACAAACGUGGUAGGCAAUGGGAAAAGUAACCUUCGCCAUCACCAGCAUCAGCAUCAUCAACCGCAUCACUAUGCCAACAAACAGACGGAAUCGAGUGUACUUGACGGAGGAACAGAUGCAAAUCCAACGUCGUCGACAGAAUUGCCUCCCUCGUCUGGGUCAUUUUUGCACAUAUCAAUCAUCAAACUGGCUCUUGGCAGCCGUUUGCUCGUAAUAGCACUUCAGAUCAUGGCCAAUCAGCUGCUGCCGGAUCACGAUGCUGGCGUGUUCAUUGCGCCCCGUGAUAAGGAUGCUCCGGAAAGACCGCUGGAUGCGUUAGUGCGGUUCACGCUCGGUGGAUUAGAUCGAUGGGAUGGCCAGUACUUUCUGCAUAUUGCCGAGCACGGUUAUACGUACGAGAACACGUUGGCGUUUUUCCCUUUGUUUCCGUUCAUUCUGAAGAUCGUCAGUAGUGCUCUGAACAGCACCGAUGUUAUCACCUUUAUAAGCUAUCGCGAGCUAUCCCUCGUUCUUGCUGUCCUCUUCAACAUGGUCUGCUUCAUCGGGGCUGCCAAAGCACUCUAUAGACUAAGCAAGCUGGUGCUGGGCAGCAAAAAGAAGGCCGAGAUCGCGGUACUGCUGUUUUGCUUCAAUCCAGCCUCGAUCUUCUUUACCGCACCGUACACGGAGAGUUUGUUUGCCUGGCUGUCGUUCGCCGUGAUGUACCAGUGCAUCGAGGAUGUUACGUCCGUCUUCAUCACGAUCCCACUGAGUCUAUCUAUCCUGUCCCGUUCGAACGGCAUGAUCAACAUCGGGUUCGUGCUAUACUUUGCCAUUCGGCGCAUUGUGGCCCAGUACAACUUCCACAACGUGAUCUGCAUUUGCUCCCGUCUCUUCACCAUGCUCAUCAUCGUACUCUUUCACUACGGAAUCGCACAGGUGUACAACUACUACCUGUUUUGCUUCGAGCAGAAGUUUAACUUUCCGGCUCACGUUCGAGAGUACGCGUCCGAGCACGGACUCAUCCUGGCAGGCAAUAAGACGGAAGAAUCUUCUCCCUGGUGCACAAACCUACUGCCACUCUCGUACUCAUACGUGCAAAGUCACUACUGGAACGUAGGGUUUCUUCGCUACUACGAGCUCAAGCAGCUGCCAAACUUCCUCCUCGCCCUACCGGCCAUCUAUCUAACACUAAGCAAUUCCUACCGCUACCUUCAGGAACAUUGGGAAUACGCCGCACGGUUGGGCCUUUUCCGUGUGUCCAAGAAGCAAUUUAAAAUGAUGCGUCCUUACGAUCGACUCGCGCUCGUGUUCGUCGUCCACGCGAUACUGCUUACGCUUUUUUCGCUGUUCUUCGUGCAUGUGCAGGUCACGACUCGCAUCCUGUGUGCCGCCAGCCCCGUGCUGUACUGGUACGCCGCGGAAUAUUUCACCGGCGAGCGAACGUUCAUUAAGCGUCAAGUUAUUCGGAAACUUUCCAAGCAGGUGAAGGACGGCGAUGAAAUCAGCUGCACGCAUGUGACCAACCACGUCGAUUUGAGUGAUCUCCUGGACAUUCGCUGCAUGAAUUGGCAGCAGCAGGCGAUUUUGGGGUACUUCGUCGGGUAUACCGUCGUCGGGACUAUAUUGUUUAGCAAUUUUUAUCCAUGGACAUAGAGAGAGCGUAACCCAGAUCGUACUUGAUUGUUAAAUGAACUCUACAUUUUAACAUUAGUAUCCUAAUGUCUUAAAAAGGAAGAAACCUUGCGCCUAGAACGAAACUGGUUGCUGAACCAAUAACCUUGCUCUACAUUACGGUUUAACACUUAUCUCGUGCCUUUUUCGCUCUUACAUUAUGAAUACUACCAAACUAUGGAUAAAAAGUCGUAAGAAACCUAGCAAGUGAACUCUAAGGUUUACGCCAUCGCAAAAACCUAUCGUCAUGAUCGAUAUAUCAGCAUUGGUGUAUGCUGCGUUAUCUAUUUUGUUAUAUGCUUCUCGGUCAAAGAAUGUUAGCUUCAAUUCGAAACAAUGCCAAAUUUAAACUUAGUCAAUUACAUUUAUUUAUAAAACGGUUUGCUUUAGUUUCAACAUAGUUAUACGAAGAUAAUUAGAUCGUCUUCCAUUGGAUCUCUUAUAUUUGAGCGAAGAAAAAACAGCAAAAGGCUUUCCAAACAAUGCCGCGAACGAACGAAAACCAUACACCUUGUUUAAGACUGUGUUUCUAAACGAUAAGUAGACUAAAUGCUAGCUUUGUGAAGCUAGCAUUGGUUGUAAGCAAAAGACGCUUGUAGCUAGACUCUUCAUAUAUCCAUUUGCUCGAGAAAGGUACCAUUUACAAAACUUGCCUUGCAUUACCACCGAAUUGGGGAAGACAAACUAUUGCCAUAUGAUAUUGGAAAACAACAUUAUUUCACCAUUGGCACAAUUGAAUUGAAAGCCAAACUGAACGAACAAAAUUUGCUCCGCGGCUGCUACGUAGAGACAAGGCGAUAUUAGUUGUGCGUUUAGCAAAGACAGGUGUUUUUGGGUCAACGUCAGUCCUACAAAGCUGUAUGUAGAGAAAAUAAACGAAUAUAGUUGAAUGUAAACAUCUUACAUUAAACCCAACAUAAUAUGGUUUAUAAUUAUUAGACUUAACUUUACAAAAGCAAACAGUGAGCUGACUUUAUCGUAGUUUAUUCAAGUAAAAAACGAACCAUUAGAGUGAAACCAACGACUUUGUUGGAAAGCGAAGCAAAGUCCGUCAACGAAAUAUAAACGAUCGAAGCUAUUCUAUAUUGAACUCGUAAUUAUACAUCAAAAUCAAUCCGUUAUACAUGUACACCUAACAAAACUGGAAACAAUCAAAUCAAUUUCUCGUUGUAGCACUAGGCAAUCAAGCGAACUUAACAUAUGCAGUGAAAGUCAUUCUUUCCAUAGAACUAAUUACUGAAAACUUUAUCACCCCUCACCGGAACAGAUGUUGUAGUUUAUACAAAAAAAGUGCAAACAGACCACAAUUGAACAUUUGAAUUAAAGGUAGUUUAAAAGGGGCAACCCGGGACAGAACAGGAACACUAUAUUAUACAAUAUACGUAGGUUUUAGGAGACCAAAGCGAUAACAAUUGAGUUAGUGAUUAGUUAGAAAUACAGAGUGAAACAAAUAUUAAAGCAAAUCAGCAUAAUCAACUAAACUAGUAAAACGAGAGAACUUAAAUUUGACGUUAACUUCAUUCAUAAUCCAUCCUCUUAGCAAAAGAUACCAUUAAUCGAGCAAGUUUAAAUAUUUCUGAUAAUACAAGCAAAUUUUACAAAGCAACAGUUUUUAUAACUGUGCGUUAUAUUAAAUAAAAAAAAUGUAGAAAAAGUCAUUUAAAGCAGAAGCAUUAAAAAAGAUAAUGAACAAAAUAACCGAAAGUCAACAUACGCAUUUUACACUAUUUGCAUAGAAGUUUGUUCGUUUUCGCUUAGACGUGGAAAGUCUAAUUAGGGUUUUAUCUAUUUCAAGUGUUCUUCUCUACUCGAUGUGCAAUAUCGCAUGCAGUUUAUCUCGUUUCAUAAGUUUCAUAGGGACUAAUCACGAACAAAGAAGGAAGUAUCUGUUAACUUAACCACUAUUUGUUAUCAUCUUCACACUAGGGGACCACUACAAUGGAUGGAAGAGCUUACGAGUAUCCUUGCGAUGUAUCUUUCUUCUAUAUUUAAAUCAGAACAAGAUUUAAAAAAAAACAAUACCUUACUAUCUCGGGGAUUUUCAUCGUUCAUCAAGACCCGUCGUUAUCGUAACACUAUCUAUCAAAAAUAAAAAGUCUAGUCAUUAAGUUACUGAACACUUGUUACAUUUACCCCGUUCAUACCAACUGUUGAGCAAAACACUAUAAGCCACUAAUAGCGACUAUAAUUAGUGCGUUUCAUACUUCUGAAGUCGAGAAACUAGACAAUACCUAGUUAGUUAGUUAGUUUAGUUAUGCUGGUAGACUAGUUCCGAUAGAAACUCAGACUUCGCUACCGUUCGCUCUAUUGACAAUUACUAACAACUUCAAGCGUAACAAUAUCAUGUUUAAAAACACACGUUUAUUAUAAAUCGAUCAAAAUAGUAAGAAAUAAAGAUGCAAAGUCUGACAA
This is a messenger RNA of Anopheles coustani, 4241 nucleotides long. RefSeq names its product GPI mannosyltransferase 2 (gene PIG-V). Lineage: Eukaryota; Metazoa; Arthropoda; Insecta; Diptera; Culicidae. Gene Ontology annotation, biological process: GPI anchor biosynthetic process. The transcript has a single exon. Gene Ontology annotation, molecular function: alpha-1,6-mannosyltransferase activity; GPI mannosyltransferase activity. Gene Ontology annotation, cellular component: endoplasmic reticulum membrane; mannosyltransferase complex. Bases 123 to 1811 code for a protein of 562 amino acids. The record is from RefSeq and is a predicted model, not a curated record.